AUGGCUCCCCAACUCCUUUAUAUAGGCCUUGGUAACAUGGGCCGUCUCACUUCCUCAUCUGUUUCUAGGAAAGGUUGUCUAGACAAACCACUCGUCGUCUACAAUCGUACCCAGAAACGAUGUGAAGACUUUGCAGCCCAAGUCGGCUCGGACCAUGCCAAGAUAAUUAAGAUUGCGAAACUGAUGAUUGACAAGGGAGCAGAGUUUGUCAGCAGUCCAGCAUUUGGUCCGUCUCAAGUGGCCAAUUCUAGUACGCUUAUCUUCGCAACUGCUGGCGCCAAGUCAUCCAUUGACAAGCUACGUCCAUACAUCAAAGAUGAGCCUCGUAGUAACGCGGCUAAACUUAAGCUCAUUGGCAAUGCUUUCGCCCUCAACACCAUCACACAAAUUGCUGAAUCUUUAACGUGGGUCGAAAAGUCAGGCAUUAGUCCCGUAAUGGUCAAGAAGUUUGCUGACCUCACGUACGGCGGAUUCUACUCGGUGUAUUACUGCUAUAAAUACUUUAUGCUAACGCUUAAUUAUUAA
Messenger RNA from Fusarium proliferatum ET1, 525 nucleotides. RefSeq lists its product as uncharacterized. Gene Ontology annotation, molecular function: oxidoreductase activity, acting on the CH-OH group of donors, NAD or NADP as acceptor. Bases 1 to 525 code for a protein of 174 amino acids. The record is from RefSeq and is a predicted model, not a curated record. NCBI's taxonomy places the organism in Eukaryota, Fungi, Ascomycota, Sordariomycetes, Hypocreales, Nectriaceae. The transcript has 6 exons.